UCCGUCAAACAAACGGGGUUGGGCAAUCGAAGUUCGGAAUAAUUCACGGAUACGUUGCCAUCGUAUAGUAGUAUAUGCUAAAUAAAAUAUAUUGGUCUACAGUAGUCUAUAAAAGUCUCAGCUUUACAGCAAGGCGAUAUUUUUACAAACACAUUUAUGUGGUUACAUUUACAACUUCACUUAAAAAGCCAUUGUGUACAAAUAGUUCGAAAUAAAUUCGUUGACGAUCUCUUUUGGGACUUGGGAAACCGACGAUGAUUUUUGCGAAUUCUGGCAAUCCUUUGAGGACACCGUAUCGUAAGCAGCCACCUGUUGUCCCCGCCUCGCACCCCAUGGCUCCGCCCAGCCCCAGCACCAACAGCAGCACCAACAACAGCAGCAGCUCCAGCACCGCAGGCUGGGAGCAGCUCAGUAAAACCAACCUGUACAUCCGAGGCCUUUCCCCAGCCACCACUGACCAUGAUCUGGUCAAGCUCUGCCAGCCGUAUGGCAAAAUUGUGUCAACGAAGGCAAUCCUGGACAAGACAACAAACAAAUGUAAAGGUUACGGCUUUGUGGACUUUGACAGCCCUGCUGCAGCUCAGAAAGCUGUCACUGCCUUGAAGAACAGCGGGGUCCAAGCCCAGAUGGCUAAGGUGAGGCAACAAGAACAAGACCCAACAAACCUGUAUAUCUCCAACCUGCCGCUGUCUAUGGACGAGCAGGAGCUGGAGGCCUUGCUCAAGCCCUUUGGCCAGGUCAUCUCUACCCGGAUACUGAGGGACUCUAAUGGAGCCAGCAGAGGAGUGGGCUUUGCAAGGAUGGAGUCGACAGAGAAAUGUGAUGCUGUUAUCUCUCACUUCAACGGGAAGUUUAUUAAGACACUACCUGGCGUUCCUGCGCCCCCAGAGCCCUUGCUGUGUAAGUUUGCUGACGGCGGGCAGAAAAAGAGGCAAAGCCAGAAUAAAUUUGUGCAGAACGGCCGUGCGUGGGCUAGAGACGGCGAUGCCAGACUGGCUGGAAUGACCCUCACAUACGAUCCCACCACAGCAGCUAUGCAAAAUGGUUUGAUGUCUCUCUACAGAUUUUAUGCGCCGCCAUACAGCAUCGGAAACCGGAUGAUCGCUCAGACGUCCAUGUCUCCGUACAUCUCGCCUGUCUCCACAUACCAGGUACCGAAUCCCUCGUGGGUGGCUCACCAACCCUACAUCUUGCAGCACCCGGGAGCGGUGAUAUCGCCCUCUAUGGACCAUACUAUGUCACUACAGUCUGCAUCCAUGAUGAGCCCCCUCACCCAGCAGAUGAGCCAUCUCUCCAUGGGCAGCACGGGAGCGUACAUGACUGCAAACUCUAUGCAAGGAGCCUAUAUUCCCCAGUACACACACAUGCAGACGGCAAAUGUGCCAGUAGAGUCUACAUUUUCCUUCCAGGACAACAGUCAGCAACAACAGGUGGAGUCAUCCGAUCAUUCCCCCUACACCUACCAACAAACCAAGUAAUUCUGAGGUGUGAUAGAAGCCGAGAAGACAGCAGAAAACAAUCAUGGCUUCCUCUGAUGAUGGAUCGUGCGUUAAGGAUUUAUCACCAUUUUGCACAGGUUCUGCAACGAUUUCCUUUUGUUUUGUGAAAAAAGUGAGACUAUUUUGGUAUAACCUCACGUUCCGUGGGGUGCAAAUAAGUGAUUAAUUUCAUCAAAGGAUAUUAAUUCUGAAGAUAAAAAAGAAGAAAAAAUAGUUUUAUUUUAAUAAAGAACGUUUAUUUUUUACCACAGAAUGUCACAUGGAUGCAAGAACCUCUAAAGAAUCAUGUGACUUGUUGUUUAAGGUGCAUGAUAGUGAAGAUGUAUUUUGUUAAUAUUUUCUAUGAUUUUCAUUUUGUUUUUCUCUUAUUUUGUACUGAAAUAGAUUUUUUCUGAAGAUUUAUUAGCCAGACAUUUUGAAAAUGAUGUUUUGUGCUUGCUGUGUGAGUGUUGCUAUGGUGUUCAAUGUUUCUUCUUGUAAAGUGAUUUAUCUUAGUAGUCUAGACUGAUCUUUCUGUCUCAUACAAUUUGCCUUAAAAGUUUCUAUACAGUAGCUGUAUAGGCAACCUCCGAGGCUAGAAAUCUACGAGAAAUGUUGAGAGCUAUUGCCUUGUAAAUCAGCUAAUAGGGCUUUUCCUUUGGAUAUUGCUAAUUAAGUCUGCUGUGUUUAGGUGUUUUGCAUUUCCCCUCUGAAAUCAAAUCUAAAGUAGAAGACUUUGAAAAAGAAAUUGUGAAAUGACCCUCUGAAUCUGAUUAUGAUUUUUUAAUAGGAUGUAAUGUUUGUAUAAUCAGAGGGACAUACAUGUCUCUGGUUGUUGGAAUGUGGUAGAAUUUCUGCUGAAUUAUCACAUUUUGAAUCUUGCCUUUUUUAUUACUUGGUGUUGUAGAUUAGACUAAAAUAUACUUCUUCGGAUUGGGUGGGGUGGGGAUAGAAAAAGGGAGGGUGUGGAUGUGUCUUUUGGAGGGUUUUUGUUCUCUGUCAGAUUGGCAGGAUGUUUUUUUUCCCACUUCAGUUAAAAUGCAAACAGGCAAACUUGGUUUUAAGAUUGUGCAUCAAAGCCUUCCAGUACAACUUGGGCAAACGUUCAAUGAGCUCCAGAGUUUGAGUUGGGGAAAAACAGAAAUGAAUAUGUAGAUUUUAUUGCACCUAGCUCUUUGAUAGAAAACAAACAAGCUCGGCACUUUCAAUUAUAAUUUACCUCACCAAAGAACUGUGAGCUAGUAAAUUGAGGAAAUAGUGUCAUUACUCUCUCUCUAACCAGGAUGUAAUUGACUUUUUGCCAGACAAGAUUGCAGCUUGGAGAAUGUGCCUUUUUUGUACAUUUACAUUCAGUUGUCAUAGGUUUUAUGAAAGUAUGGACACAAACAAGCAUUAAGGAUGAUUUGGGUCCAACAUACAGAUAUCGUCACUACAGAAGAAAAUUUAAUGUUAGAACAAUGAAUAAACCAGGAAAGAAGACCGUUUGAAACUAUGAAAUUACAAAAAUACAUGAAUAACAUUUUACAUUGUACAAAAUAUGUUACUGCUAAAGGUUUUAUUAUUUUGGAUUUUAGUAGAUUUGAACAGGCUUUCUGAUUAAGUUGUCUACCAGAAGCCUGUGUUUUGACCUGAUGGUCGGACAGACUGACCAGUUAUCUACCUCAGAGUUUCCUUUCUCCUCUGUAUUGGGCAGGGUUAGCAGGUCCAGCCCGCCCUUCCAGACCAAACGCCAUGCUCAGGAGCUGGCCAUAUUCACUUGUUUCCUUUCAGGUUUUUUUUAAUACUUUUUGAUUUUGUUCAACCAAAAAAAAUUACUUUUUUAUGACGUAUAAUCAUUAUGAGAACAUUGUGCGUUGAGCGUGUUUUAGUUGUGUUCAGACAUUCAGUUUCAUAGUUUCAAAAGUAGAACGGCUGCUUUCAUCACAAGAGAUUCCAGAGGCUAAUAAACUUGGUUGAAGCAAAAGCUAAAGCUGAAGGUUGUGGUAUUUCUUGGACUCCUGAGAACAUCAUCAUUGCUGCUUUGUCAGAGUCUAGACAGACUUUCAGCAGCAUUUCCUCUGCAGUCAGCUUGAGUUGAGUUACCAAAGUAAAGGGCCAUUGUAACUAUACUUGAGAUUCCUGUUGAAUGCCUGAGACUGAUUACUAAUACAGUCGAGUACUGAGGUUAUGCUGCUAGUAAUGUCUACAUCUGAUGCCUAGUUCUGGACGAGGCUAGUAAUGUCUGAAACAAGUGCCAUACUGCGCCUGGGUCAAGAGUUUAAAAGGUGUAUAAAGAAAUAAAUGCUUAAAUUAACCAUCAUGUAAAACAGUCAUUAAGUUAUAUUGAAAAGUAAUAAUUUAUGAAGAGAAAAGUUUUGUACAGACAGUUUGAAGAAAUACAAGAUUUUCAUAGAGAUAUCUAUAUGAGAGUACAUUUUUUAUUUUGUUUUACAUGUGCCACAAAUUUGCCAGUGGUUACUUGUAUGUCCAGUUUAGGGAAACCUUACUCUGUGUUUUUUGUUUUCGAGUGUUUGUUAAAGCCAAAAAUACUUUUUUCAGUAGAUUGUUACUUAAGCUUUAUUUCUGUUAAUUUCUUUGAUUUUUUUUUUAAUAAAAACUUACAUCAGA
Molecule: messenger RNA, 4085 nt
Organism: Esox lucius (northern pike)
Lineage: Eukaryota; Metazoa; Chordata; Actinopteri; Esociformes; Esocidae
Gene: rbms1b
Product: RNA-binding motif, single-stranded-interacting protein 1
Exons: 14
Coding region: 255-1478 (407 amino acids)
Cellular component (GO): ribonucleoprotein complex; nucleus; cytosol
Molecular function (GO): poly(A) binding; poly(U) RNA binding; mRNA 3'-UTR binding
Source: RefSeq, a predicted model, not a curated record